Pomacea canaliculata is the source of this 2167-nucleotide messenger RNA. RefSeq names its product carbohydrate sulfotransferase 15-like. Gene Ontology annotation, molecular function: N-acetylgalactosamine 4-sulfate 6-O-sulfotransferase activity. The record is from RefSeq and is a predicted model, not a curated record. The coding region runs from base 235 to 1614 and encodes 459 amino acids. The transcript has 8 exons. NCBI's taxonomy places the organism in Eukaryota, Metazoa, Mollusca, Gastropoda, Architaenioglossa, Ampullariidae. Gene Ontology annotation, biological process: hexose biosynthetic process.
GAAUUACACAGUGGAUGGGGCUUAAGGAGAGACACUUACUCUUGUGUCGACUAGGUGCUUCCAGAAUGUGACUGACCGAACUCAGUGUGGAGAAAUGAACAGGAUCGUCCAACAGUUGAGGAUUGUUUCGUGUUCAUUAUUGAAACUCGUUCUGUCUGAUCUGUCUAUCCCCGCUGUGGAUGAGGAGAGUGAAGGAGUAAGAUUUCUGUGCAUGAGUCAGGCUGUCCACCCAGGAUGCAAGUCCCGCAUUUCCUAUCGAGUACAUUCAGGACCAGAUCGGACACCAUCUCCCUCGUCCUGCUGAUCUGUCUGGCUCUGGCCACAGUGUCCUUCUAUGCUUACUCUGUGCCUCAGGUGUAUCUGAGGAUAAGAGAUGCAAAGCAGCUGGCAGCAAGACAGAUGGAGGCCUUCAGUCAGUGGAUAGCAAACGACACAAAUGACACCUGGGAGUCCACGGACCAUCGGGACAAGAACGGAUCAGUGGCAGGAGGAAGCCACCCAGGAGACGACUGGCCAACAAAAAGUCCUCUCGAAGUUUGUGUAGGAAGCAACCAGACCAUAGGAGAAGUAGAAGACCUUUUCUGCAUGCCCCGGCCUAAUUACGAGCCCGACUUUAAGAACCCUUGUUGGUGGGAGACCGUCACCAACACCACAGGAGGACAACCGCUAGACCUUCCCUCGCGAGAACUGCGUUGUCUCCCUUAUUUUCACAUCUUGUGCUGCUCCAAGUCUGGAACCACGGACCUGUACUGGCGCAUCGCUCAGCAUCCAGACAUCGUUCCAAACGUGGGCUACUUUGGCAAGGAACAGCUCUUCUGGGCGUGGCUUAAAAAUGGAUUUUUGGGGAAGUGGAAUAAAGGCCCCUCAAAACCUUUCAUAGACUACAUCAACGGCUUCCAAAGUAUUGCCAACUACCUCAGUAACGACACUAUGCCAGUGAAACAGAAGACUCAGCUUGUCACGUUGGACGGCUCGCCUCUAGACAUGUGGGAUUUACGAGGAUGGAUUCUCCUGCCCCAGAACAGAGGCUUGAGAGAGCCACAAGUGAUGACCCCUCACCUCAUGCGCCACCUGUACCGUGACCCCAAGUUUAUUGUCCUCAUGAGAGACCCCGUGGAAAGACUUUACACGGCGUACCUCUUUCACAAAAUGGGAAACAACUCUGAGUCCUUUCACCUGGCGGUUGUGAAGGCCAUCGCCAUGUUUGACGACUGCCUGGCUCACGCCCCUAGUCGGCGAGAAUGUUAUUUUAACGGCUCUGUUAUAGAGCACUUACCUGCUGAUGUGCAUUUCAACUGCUAUGCUGUCUUCAUCAAGGAGUGGUUAGCUGUGUUUCCAUGGAAACACUUCCUCUUCAUGCGCACUGAGGACUACUCUAAGAAUUUAAAAUCCUCUCUCCUGGAGGUUUUCCGUUUUUUGGAUUUGCCCCUCCCUGACAAGCGGACCAUGAAGAAGAUGGUGGAGCUGCCGAUCGCACACCACACACAGGAGAAGGACAGCGCAGGCGCCAUGCUACCGGAAACUCGCGCUCUCUUGCGGAAGUACGUGGAGCCCUGCAAUGCCGAGUUAGCGGCCCUGCUGAAGGAUGAGAAGUAUUUAUGGAAAGAUGUCUAGAAAAAACCUCUUCACAAUCCUGCAACAGAUGUUUCCAAAGACUGCAUUAUGUGAUAAUUUCUUCCGUGCCUGAAGGAAUAUUUUUCUGACCUGACCUCACUACUUGCACCGCAAACAAUCCCAAACAUCAAUAAACAAUCUUCAAACCUUUUUCCCUCGCCUGGACUUGGCGGUCAGCGAAGACAUUAACUACAAGUGAUUCCUUUUACUCAGAAACAUAUUUGCAUUAGUGUAUAAAUAUUUAUAUACAUCGGCCUCGUUGUCGAUGCUCCUUACUAGUGCUCAGAGUCUAAAACUAAGUCAUCACAGUUUAAUAGAACUCACUUUAUCAGCUUGUGUAUAUAUAUAAUAAUUCUGAUUUUUAAUUUGAUUCAUAAUGCUGUAUAUGUGAUAUACAACAGUGGCCUUACUUAGAAGAUUGUGGUGAUAACAGAUAAUAGUGAAAUGAGAUGAUUGCCUGGUGAAGGUGAUAGAAGUUGGUGUGGUUGAGAUGAGUCUUAUGUUUUGACAUUGAUGCUGUUAUUGCUUUUAAAAAAUAUCUACAAUGUCUAUC